AUGGGCGACAAAACCUCUGCCAAGUUCCUCUCCCUCGGCGCCAUCAUCCAGGAAUUCAACGUGGACGGACAAAACAUCGUUCAGGGAUUCACCACGAAAGAAGCCUACGAGAAGCACAACUCGCCCUGGUUCGGCGCGAACAUUGGACGCGUCGCUAACCGCACCAAGGACGGUGUUAUUCAAUCUCUCAAUGGACAGCAAUAUCAACUCGAACUGAACGAUCCUCCGAAUGCGCUGCACGGAGGUAGUCGUGGAUGGGGUCGCUGCGAAUUCGACGGUCCGACGGUGUUGAACCGCGAUGGAAAGACCACGCUGCUGUAUACGUACCUGAGUCGUGAUGGGGAGGCAGGAUACCCAGGUACAGUAGAAUUGAGGGUCUACUAUACCACGAGUGAGGAGGUGGAGAAUGGCAAGACUACAUCCGUGCUGAAGAUUGAAUACGAGGCUGAGUUGGUGGGCGACGAGUGCAAAGAGACAGUUGUUAAUUUGACCAACCACAGCUACUUCAACCUCAACGGUGGCCCAACCACCGAAGGCACCAUCACCAAACUAUCAACACAGGACUACCUACCCCUAGAGAACGGCAUCCCAUUGGGCCCCAUUGAGCCCUACCCCAGCGAAGUCACCAAGGAAUUCACCUUCGGCCCGCAGAACCAAUUCGACGACGUCUUCGUUAUGGACCGCGACCUGUCCCGCGUUCCCCUCGAUACGCGGGGUGAGCCCCUCCGCCUGCUGGCCGAGUUCCAGCACCCAGACACGCGUCUGCACCUGCAAGUGCACAGCACGGAGCCGGCCUUCCAAUUCUACACGGGCCAAGGCAUCGACGUACCCGAGACAGACGGGAAACCGAGUCGGGGCCCAUUUGCGGGGUUCUGCAUCGAACCCAGUCGGUUUGUCAAUGCGGUCAAUGAGCCCGGAUGGCGGCACACGGUCAUUCUCCCGAAGGGGAAGAAGUACGGUAGUACAAUUGUGUAUAAGGCCUGGAGGGAGUAG
Messenger RNA from Aspergillus niger, 993 nucleotides. RefSeq lists its product as uncharacterized. Gene Ontology annotation, molecular function: aldose 1-epimerase activity; carbohydrate binding. Bases 1 to 993 code for a protein of 330 amino acids. The transcript is spliced from 2 exons. NCBI's taxonomy places the organism in Eukaryota, Fungi, Ascomycota, Eurotiomycetes, Eurotiales, Aspergillaceae. The record is from RefSeq and is a predicted model, not a curated record. Gene Ontology annotation, biological process: glucose metabolic process; beta-D-galactose catabolic process via UDP-galactose, Leloir pathway.